GUAAGAUUCGCAUAGAUUCGAAUUAUUCUGUACUGCAGUCCCUACGCGGCCGGUGGUAUCUGCCAUGACAUACUCGUCCGACUCCCCGACUGGCUCAUUGUGGGGCGCAGCACUCCAAGUCUCCCACGAGCUCCCCACCAGGAAACCUACGCCUUGACAGAAACGGAUCAGGAAAUAAGCACAACCAUGUUCCGCAAACUGACACGUAAGCUCGGCUCCAAAAGCAGCCAAAGCAGCGGAGGAGUCUCUGGCGACGGCGGUAACGUCGUCAUCGUCGAGCGAAACCAUGGUCAAAAACAAGCAACAGGCGCAGCACCCCCAGCGUACUCCGCCUACUCCGGCGGCGGCGGCCAAAGCGUCCAACAACCUGCUCUACCGGAUGAUUUCGAACCCGACUCGAUCUCACAAACCGCACCGCUGAGCCCUCACCGUCACAAGGGAAUGCAAGAUACCCACAACCCCGAAGCGGGUGCCACCACCAACGGCGAAGAAGACCCCUACACCUUUCUCCGAACCUUCGACACGGCCUUCCUCAUCGACGACUCCGGCUCCAUGGCCGGCUCCCGCUGGCGCCAAACCGCCCUCGCCCUCCAACAAGUCGUCACAAAAGUCGUCCACUACGACGACGACGGUAUCGACAUCUACUUUCUCAACUCGCGCGAGGUGGCGAGGGGUGUGAGAAGUGUCCGCGAGGUCGAGGGGGUGUUUGGGAGGGUUAGACCGGGUGGGGCGACGCCGACGGGGUUGAGGUUAGAUCAGAUUUUGAGGGGGUAUGUUAGGAGGGUUGAGGAGAGUGGGGGGGAUUGUAAACCGCUUAACUUGAUUGUGAUUACGGAUGGUGUCCCUACUGACGACCCGCUCUCGACACUGCUCGCGCUCGCGGCACAGUUGGAUAGGAUUGGUGCGCCGUUGAGUCAACUCGGGAUUCAGUUUUUGCAGAUUGGGAAUGAUGAGGGGGCACGGGAGGCGUUGGAGGAGUUGGAUGAUGGGAUGGCGGGAAGGGGGGUCAGGGAUAUGGUUGAUAUGACGCCGUGUCCCAGGGAGGGAUUGACUGGGGAGGGGGUGUUGAAGUGUUUGAUGGGCGGUGUGAAUCGGAGGAUUGAUAAGAUCAGGAAUGCUUGAGCAACUGCUUGCGAUGAACCUACGGAGGGAGAUUGAUGUAAUACCGGUAUAUGGAUAGGCAAGGCUAUAGACACUGAAAUCCACCAUAUAUACCCGUCU
This is a messenger RNA of Saitoella complicata NRRL Y-17804, 1221 nucleotides long. RefSeq lists its product as uncharacterized. The transcript has a single exon. The record is from RefSeq and is a predicted model, not a curated record. Lineage: Eukaryota; Fungi; Ascomycota; Saitoellomycetes; Saitoellales; Saitoellaceae. Bases 187 to 1122 code for a protein of 311 amino acids.